Messenger RNA from Halichondria panicea, 2230 nucleotides. RefSeq lists its product as uncharacterized. The record is from RefSeq and is a predicted model, not a curated record. NCBI's taxonomy places the organism in Eukaryota, Metazoa, Porifera, Demospongiae, Suberitida, Halichondriidae. The coding region runs from base 148 to 2226 and encodes 692 amino acids. The transcript has a single exon.
AUGGGCUCCUGAUAUUAUGUAUAUCAUAUUUUAUCAGAAUGAACGUCAUGAGCUAUAAAUGAUAAUGCAUGGUCCAUGUCUCAGGGCAUCAGACCAUAGAUAGUAAAGGAGAGGGAUUGGAAACAAGGGAUUUCACGCGGCGCGCCCAUGCGUGUUGCACCGGAAAUAGACACUGCUACUGGGCCAUCUUCUCUAUCGUCCCAGAAUCAACUAUUGCAACCCUUGAGUCAGCUACUCGUACAUCUACCUGCAAACCAACCACCUCCGAGUCAACCAUCUGUGAGUCAACCUGAUAACCUAAACCUACUGACCCAGAAUCAACUAUGGCAACCCUUGAGUCAGCUACCUGUAAACCUAUCUGCAAACCAACCACCAAAUCAAUCACCUCCGAGUCAACCAUCUGUGAGUCUACCUGAAAACCUAACGGCAAACCAACCUAAUCAGCCACCCCAGAGGGAGCGUAGUGAACAAGUUGCCGAUUUGCCAAGCCCCUCCCCAACCACAACUCCCGUGUUUUCAUGGGGCGUUCAUAGUGCAACAGAUUUCUGUGUCAUUCUAGAGGCCACAUAUACCGAAGUAAUACACUGGAGAAAGAACUCCUUCACAGUGCCUAUUGGAAAAGCCGGGAAAGAAUUCGUUGAUGAGCUGUCUAAUCUCUACGCAGCGUUUGCCUCUGCGUCUGCUCUAGAAUCAGUGGCCCUGAAGGCAGCCACAGUCCUCCCCAUUUUGUCUCUACAGAAACCCCAUAGAGCUUCUAAAAACAAAGAAAACAGUGCUUGCCUGACAAGAAGAUUGAGUACCUGGAAGGAAGGAAACCUAAACGACCUAUUGCUUGAAGGGAGAACGAUCCAAAGAAGGUUGCGUGCACCAGUAGUAUCUAAGUACGCUGCAAAUCAAUCCCAGGCACGUCUAUUUGCCAACAAGGUGUUCGCCGGAAAAUGUGGAGCAGCACUGGAUAUACUAGCUGACAAUAGAGAAGGGGGUGUACUACACCUUGCUGACCGUGUGGACCCAAACAACCCUAAUUCUCUCACAGUUAGAGAAGCCCUGGCAAACAAACACCCUAAAGGACAGCCCCCCCAUCCAAACUGCAUCCUUCCUUCGCCACCACAAGAAGUACACCCGGUUGUCUUUGACGCCCUAGACGCCUCCUCCAUUCGCUCAGCUGCACUUCACACCUCUGGCUCUGCAGGACCCUCCGGCCUGGACGCAUACCAAUGGCGGAGGUUAUGUACCUCUUUCAAGAGAGCGUCAGACAAACUCUGUCACCAACUUGCCAUGGUUGCGAGAAGACUCUGCACCUCCUAUGUAGCCCCCCCCCUGAUUGCCCCUUUCCUGGCAUGUCGACUCAUUGCACUCGACAAAAACUCUGGGGUUCGCCCUAUUGGCAUAGGAGACACAGCACGAAGAAUAAUUGCCAAAGCUACCCUGUCCUUAAUUAAACAAGACAUCCAAGAAGCGUCAGGCUGCAUCCAACUCUGUGGAGGGCAGUUGUCGGGCAUAGAAGCCGCUGUACACGCAGCUAGAAGGUGCCUUGACUCAGAUAAUAAUGAAGCCAUUCUCCUAGCAGAUGCUACCAACGCAUUUAACUCACUGAACCGCAAAGUUGCCCUCCACAACAUACGCAGACUCUGCCCGGCACUGGCCACCAUCCUCAUCAACACCUACAGAGAGCCCACAGAUCUUUACGUUGAUGGAGACCGCCUACUCUCCCAAGAAGGCACCACACAAGGUGACCCCCUUGCCAUGCCCAUGUAUGCUCUGGCCAGCAUUCCCCUCAUAACAAAACUCUCUAACACUAACAUCACCCAAAUUUGGUAUGCGGACGAUGCUGCAGCUGCGGGGAAAAUAUCUGACCUACGCGAGUGGUGGGACACCUUAACCAAAGAAGGCCCAGCCUUUGGAUACUACCCGAACCCCCUAAAGACAUGGUUAAUUACUAAGGAGGGAUUCCACACCAUUGGGUCCACUACCUUCCACCAGACUGGUGUGAACGUCACUCCCGAUGGAAGACCCUACCUAGGAUCACCCAUUGGCUCCCCAGGGUUCAUGGAGUCCUUUGCUGAGUCUAAAGUUGCCAGCUGGUCUGCACUCGUGACUAACCUUGCAGAUAUUGCCACCACCCAGCCACACGCCGCCUACUCUGCAUUAAACCAUGGAUUAUCAACCAUGGAUUAUCAAGCAAAUGGACCUAUAUGUGUCGCACAACACCAAGCAGGAUCGUGAGUCA